Molecule: messenger RNA, 1207 nt
Organism: Triplophysa rosa
Lineage: Eukaryota; Metazoa; Chordata; Actinopteri; Cypriniformes; Nemacheilidae
Exons: 4
Coding region: 298-1077 (259 amino acids)
Source: RefSeq, a predicted model, not a curated record
AUGCAUAAAAAAGGCACCAGAAGGAGUAAACAAGCCAGCAACAAAAACUAAAAUAGAAUUAGAAAAUGUAAUAAAUGAAAUAGAAAACUAAAUUAUUGUUUCAAAAAAACAAAACAAAGUUAUGUAAAUGACAUUGAAGUUCCUUAAGAGAAAAUAAAUUUGUUUCUUUUGAGGAUCCUGUAUUUGCUGUAGUCAGUCAUUUAUUAGGUAAGAAUACUGAAAAGGAAGAACAGGUUUUUGCUGAACUGAAGAGCUGAAGUUGUCAGUGUCUUAAAUGAGUUCAGUGAGACUGUAAAGAUGAGAAUCUGGCUGCUGAUUAUAUGGUUAUCUCACACUGUUGAAACAGUGACAAAGCCGUUUAUUGUCACUCAGUGGCCAAAAAUGGCAGAGGUGAUGGUUGGAAAUGAUAUUAUCCUACACUGCAACAUCAUGGAGCUGUACUCCCCAUGUUCCACGGUGGCCUGGCUGAGAGCCGACCCAGAGAGUGCAACAGUCAGCCUCACUGAUAGAGUUCAAAACCAUCCUAAUCACUCAUCUAACCAAUUGACAAGCAUUUGCACCGCACUUAUUGCUAAUUCAACAGUGCAAGACUCUGGUGUAUAUUACUGCGUAGCUGUGCAGGGGCGCUUUGCUCAUAUUGGCAACGGAUCACGGGUGGUUGUGAAUGAAAACAUUGCGUUCCCCCUCAUCAAUAUUCUUUCACCACUGAUCCAGAACAGUCCUUUAGUCCCACUUCAGUGUGUUGUGACUGGGGUUGAAGGUUUUCAGGUGCGCAUGUCCUGGGAUAUAGAGGGAAGAGAAGAAAAAGGACAGUACAUUAGGUCACACAGGAACGAUGGUACCAUUCAGCUCACAAGGAACCAAAUCCUGAUUACUGCUGCAGAGUGGGAAAGAAAUGUGCAAUAUGUGUGCAUGGUUGACUUUGUAGGGCAACGCUACAACAAGACAUUUCAGCAACAUGAUGCAUUGAAAGUGUGCAAUGCUAUAAAAUACACAUAUCUUUCUUUGUGUUUAACUUUUUGUCUAUUGCUUCUUAUAACAGCAAGUGUCUAUAUGAAGGGGGAAAAUACAUCAUGAGUUGUCUAUGCAAAAUUAGACAUAUAGUUGAAAUUUUACUUAACCUUUAGUUCUGGUAGUUUGACUUAAUUGAUCUAUUUGCAUGUUUUAUAAAAUUAAACAUUUGCUCUUUUUCAAGUAAAUAUUUUAA